AUGAACCUUCCGAGUACUAACCAUUCUAUGCUCAGUUCAAGCCUCUUGGAUAUUGAGUCUCAGGUACAGAGAGCGAUAACGUAUAUCUUCUGGGGUGAGGCUUCGAAGCACCUGGAGAAACUUAACACUUCCAAUGCCAAUUUGAAUCCAUACUGGAGUUUCUAUGCCGAAGAAUGUGCUCACGCGCUCCAUGAUGGCGGAAGACACAUUGCAAUCAGGACACAUGCCGAUGUCGUGGAAGUUGCUGGGCAGCUGGAAGCUGACUGCACGAGGGCCGAGAUCAAGAACAGCUUGCGCACGAAGCUGACUUCAUCACAUAGCAACGAAGAAGAGAUCCUCGACAACUCGAUCAAUCUCGUUUCGAGUCUGCUUCUCAUGAUAAACUGCGGAACAUUUUCCCAGGGCUUCUCGGGUCGAACAGAACUGCUAUGGGCGCGAGGGUCGUUACGGCAGCAUCUGGCGCAAUAUUUUGCAGAGCCUCCAGUGCUUAGCCAUGAGAGAGUCAAGUUGGAGAAGAACUUCACAGCUCCGAACUUAAGCCGGAUUGCCGGGCUAGAGAUUGUGUGGACCGACAACCUGAUCGACCACCUGCGCAUGUCGGACGAUGAUACCAAAGUCCACAUCUUCCAUCAUGCCUCUUUCCUCGAGUGCCAACGACAAAGUCAGAAGUCGCUUCUACCGGAGGGCGUUGCUUCCGAGACCCUGCAGACUCUGGCACUCCUUUUCCCAACCGCGGAUACCGAGAUGAGAAGAUGGUUUUUAAAGGUGGCAGCGACAGCACAGUUGGAUGGUCGAGUAAUCCAGUGCGGAAGAUUGAGGAGCGACCGACGGCAGAUUGAGAAGUUCAGAUUCUGGAGAGACCGUUUGGUGACACUGAAGCAGGUCUUCGACGAGGCUCAGCCCAAAACACUGUCCCAGUGGUGGAAUGAUCGGAGAAACGGCGUGCAGUGGUACACAUUCUGGGUGGCAGUGUUAGUCUUGGCCCUGACAGUUCUGUUCGGCUUCAUACAGAGUGUCGAAGGGGCCUUGCAGGUAUAUGCAUCGUUUAAAUCCAUGUCAGGUCCAGGCUGA
Messenger RNA from Diaporthe amygdali, 1071 nucleotides. RefSeq lists its product as uncharacterized. The record is from RefSeq and is a predicted model, not a curated record. NCBI's taxonomy places the organism in Eukaryota, Fungi, Ascomycota, Sordariomycetes, Diaporthales, Diaporthaceae. Bases 1 to 1071 code for a protein of 356 amino acids. The transcript has a single exon.